UUUCUCCGCCAAUCGGUACAGAGCUUACAGAGCCUCCUACUCCUACUCCAACACCAUGUCCCAUGACGGACCCACCACCUUCAACAGAUGAGCAUGGUUGUGGACUGCCCGUGAUGGCAACCAUACCAAGCGACAGAGCUUUCGACUAUGAAGCCAUGUACGAAGCUCUGAUGUACUAUCGAUCCGAUCCGAAUGCCGGUGAGGUAAAAUUCGAUGAGGUCAAAGAACAGUUUGAGAAGUUGAGUUACCAAGACGGAGAGAAUCUGUCAGGCAUGACAGGAGAUCUCACGGACACCAUCAAAGCUAUGAAUGACGUCUGGGUCCUGCAGUACACCGACUCUGAGACUGGCUACGAACUGGCCAUUCUUCUUCAAGACUUUGACCCCGCGACAGGGAUGCUGCCAGAGGACCUAGACUUCUCGGGUGUCUCUUAUAGCUAUGAACUGAAAGAUAAACUGUACCUCUUGAAACAGCGUUAUGCAGCAUUGAAGCUUACUAUAUACAUACCAGACUUCAUCCCAGAUUGCGAAAUCAUAACCGAAAUUCAGCUGAAUGCGUAUUUCAGUCUAGUUAAGGUACCCCUGGUUCUCGUGGCCUGUGUUACAAUAGAGUGCGAAGCGGUCAUCAUUGUCCCCGUAGUUUGCUAUUCUCAAACCUGGUUCUGGAUAGGUGAACCUGUUUGUGAGUGGAUUCUGAUUACAAGAAUCUACGUCAAGCUGCUGUUUAUACAAAUCACCUACUGGGUCAGGUAUUGGUGGAUCACCGCUUUCCCUGUGUGGGCAGUGCAGCCACUUCCAGAUUGCCCAGAUCCCGACAUGGGUGCUAUAGCUCCUUAUGAAGGGUACUCAUCAUCAUUCUUGAAUAUGGCAAUGGACAACUUCAUGUCUUCAGUGUCUGGAGACAUGGCAUCCGAACUUUAUGUAGAUCAGUUCAGGUUUGUAUAUAAUGAGGAACUGCAGGGUCAAAGUAAUACCGCACUCUCUACCAUGGAGGGUGCCGUGACAGACACAGUCAACGGCUUCAAGGACAAGUGGGUCCUGACGUACCAGGAAUCACCGGAAGACGAGGAAACCAGCAUCCUGCUAGAAGACUUUGAUCCAAAUGCUUCUGAAUUACCCAACGAGAUUCAACUCGGUGAUCUCUCCGGCUUCCCUUCGUACAACGAGCGCUACCUACGCCAAUUCCAGUACCGGUAUAUGGAGAUGAGGCAGACGGUGUCCCUUCAGACAGUCAUCCCGACCAACUGCGGCACCGCGAUCUACUCCAUACGGCUCAACUCGCGCUUCACCCUUCGAAGGCUACCGUUCUUCCUCAUGGCUUGCUGGGAAAUCAGUUUCAGCGAAUAUCUGAUUAUUCCAGUCCCAUGUUAUGAGAUCUACAUCAUCUGUGGCAUUAGAGUGGUGAUCCCUGUAAUCAAAGUCAUGAUCAUACGUCGUGAAUUCUGGUUCGGGAUUUGGGUCUUCAUUCCUCUCCCAGCUUGUCCAUGGCCACCAGCACCAAACCCAGGCUCGGUCAUUGCUUUUGGAAGCCCAACUGGUCUCAGCCAUCUUGAUACUUGUACAUACAGGUGUCUUCCAGGCUUCCAAAAAUGCAAGGGUCUCAAUACACUGGUCUGUUGGAAAGGACAGUGGCGGCCGCAGCAGUUCCAGCUGCAGUGUGCACCAAUAUGUCCUGUAGCUCCUGCCGCUGGGUUCGGCGCAGUCCGCGUUGGCUGCAUAAAAGUACCCAUCUUUGGGCUUUGGCUAAAGGAAGUUUGCUUCUACCAGUGUCUGAAUGGUUGGAACCGUUGGAAGGGUUCCUACGUUCGGGGAUGCCGCAAAGGUAUAUGGACUGGAUCGCCCCUGGUCUGCCUACCGCCGUGGAUCAUUUGGCCCUUCAGAACACCAUGCGACUGUAAGGAUGUCCUGGACAUAGACCCUGCCGCGCCCAGUGGGAUCUACAUGGUGUAUCCGCGAGACAGGCUGGGCGGCUUCCUCGUGUACUGUGACAUGGAGACUGAUGGAGGAGGCUGGACGGUAAUCCAGCGGCGUGAGGACGGCUCGGUCAACUUCUACCUAGGAUGGGACGACUACAAAUACGGGUUCCCCGACGACAUGACCGGAGAGUUUUGGCUCGGGAACGACAAGAUCAACCGCCUGACAACGCAGAAGGACUACGCCCUGAGGGUGGAUCUCCAGGCUAGUGAUAACACCACAGCGUUUGCGUUGUACAACAGCUUCAGUGUGGCAGAUGAGGACGACAAAUACAGGCUCUCCAUCGGAGGUUACAGUGUAACAAGUACUGCAGGGGACGCCAUGACCGCACAAGAAGUUGGUCACAACUUAAAUAACCUGCAAUUUUCCACUUACGACAGUGACAACGAUAUUUGGGACGGAAAUUGUGCCGAACGGUUUAUUGGUGCGUGGUGGUACUGUGCAUGUCAUGAUUCCAACCUGAACGGAGAUUACGACAAUGAUAUGUAUGGGAAGGGCGUCAUGUGGAAACAGUUCAAGGGGUUGCAUGAGUCUCUGCCCUUCUCUGAAAUGAAAAUACGACCCACAGGUUAAGAUCAGAAAUGAAUCUUAAAGAUAUGUGACUGGCAAGACGAUUCCGACUUUAUUCCUGAUAACUUCUUUUUUUUUUUUCAAAAACAUCUUCAAAUUACCCCCUCCUAUGUCUGGGAAACUGAGACAUUGCCUCUAGAAAGAUAUGCCCAGUUAUAAGGAUACAACAAAAUUGACAAGAAUUGAAAACGUCACCCCUAGCCCUUGUGUCUGUGUGAGAUACAGAAGUGUAUAUGCCAUCCGCCUUCUAUGCUCUAUUCCUAUAAAAUCCUUCCUCGCGUGAUUAAGGAACAGUCAUUUAUAAAUGUUUAAUUCAUGAUUAUGAUUUUGUAAAGCAGGACGGGGAACAUACAAGUCUUACCUCUGUGUAAGACGUUCGCAUUUUUUAAAAAUUCCAGUCAAACCUCUAAACAAAGACGUUCUCAAAUCCUUUUAGAAUAGAUAUCCUGACUACAACGAGUUACAUAAAAUACAAUGACCGUACGAACUCCGACCUACACGCAUAUUUUCUUAACUUGAAAGUUCAUUUGUGUUGGUAGAAGUCAUUCUUGAACUAACUUAACUGUAAUACCCAAAAAAAAAUUGGAAUGUAUAUGCACACAUUCUGUUAAGUUAAUGAUAGCUUAGAGUCUGUCCAAAUCGAACAUCGCUCUUAAGGAACAUCUCUUGAAAAGAUCUAUUGUCUUAUCAUCCUACACCAGGAAAAGAGCUUAAACCUAAUACCAACUUGAAAAAUAAAUAACUGAAUAGAAAAUAUGAUAAGACAUAUUGGCAAUCCAGAUAAAAGGUCCUAUGAAAAGGCCUGAACGUAGAAUUCUUUGCAUCGAAAUGACACUUGGAAAUUAAGGUUAAUUACCCGCAACAAUGCAGAAAUUUAUCAACACAAAUUUUACAAAUAUUUGGCAGUAAUCUUUGUGUACUGAGGUUUAUAAAAGAAACGGUCUUUAAAAGCAUCAUUAUGCAAAACAUUGUCUUAUCAACAUUUUUCCCCCUCCCCCAACAAAGGCAAAUCAAUAUUCCAUCUCAUUCCUUAUAUUUUUCGGCGAUGCCCUAGGGGCGGAGCCAGAAUUCUGAGCCAGACGACUCUUGUUUGCACAAGAGACAGGCAGCUCAUGCGCGCGCAAGCUAAAAAUAUGAAUAAGUAAGAAGUUAAUAUUAUCUUUACCAUUACAUAACACUGGUCAUUCUAAAUAAAAAAUAUGUCCAAAUCAUGCCAUGCACGACCAACAUUCAAACGAGAAAUCAACAUGAUACUACAUCCAAAGAGGAAUGUAUAUCAUGGUAAAUUGAUAAUUUCAUAAAAUGUAUGAAACUGUUUGACUAUUGAAAAAUUGAUCUUAUUCCUCAAGACUAAAAUAGUUUUCACAUUAAAACUUUCUCACUUUGUUCCAACUUUGAAUUGACCAGUGCUAUGUAACAUUUCCUAACUUAAUAUGCACAAUGCUACCAGGCAAUUAUGCCAAAGUCAUCAAUAAUAUAUAGCCAAGAUUCUAUUUAAGUGCCUUAUGCACAUGUCAUUGCCUUAAUAACUGCCUGUCAGUCAUAACAUUGAUGUAAGGAAUUACCAUUUGGAAUCUAUGUCAUCCCGUGUUUAUGGAGAGUCACACUUCGAGCACGUGAAAGAACCCACCACACUUAUCCAAAAGAUUAGGGGUCCAUUCGCAGUGUGAGUAGAUCAUUUUAAAACUGUCUGGAUAUGCAGCUUGUGUUAUUCAGUACAAAUCUUGUUAGUUACGCCAUGAGGCGGUUUACCGGGUAUGCAAUACAAAAAAAAGUUUAUAUUUUGUUCAAUGACCAUGGAAAAUAUAAUGUUAUGUUAAACUUAUGUGAGUCACAUAUGAGCACGGUAGUUAUUAAUUCAAAGAUGAAUAUUUCAAUUGGAAAGGCAUUAUGAUAUGUCAACAGUUAUUAACUUGUGUCUACUUGGCUACAAUAUCAAUCUGAUCCAUAAAUAAUAUCAAAACUAGAUCCACAAUAUCACAGCAUCAUAAACUAACAGACAAAAUAGGGAUAGAAAAAUAAUUGAUAAUAUUUACCACCGAGUGACACACAGAAUAUUCAGUUAAGAUGAUAGUUUGAGGUGUAUAGAGCUAACGUGGUAAUGGGAUACAGGAACCAUUAGUUAACUAGCUACACUUGUCCAAGUCGCAUUACGCUUAAGAUGCUGAGUCGUGUAAAACAUCUGAAUGACAUUUCCAAUGAUAAGUGAAGAUCAUGUGAAAGGAUUUCAACAUACGAUGAUUGUGUAAUAGCAUCUCUAUGUGGCUUAUGAGAUACUGAGUGAAGACUGAAGUGUAAAAUGACAAGAAAAGGAAAGGCCAUAACUCUUAAGUGUUAUCUUGGAGUAAUACACACUUGGACAUGACUUUUGAAGCGACAUUCUGACGAUUUUAAUAUUAUAUUUCGGAUUUAGGGGUGAAUUAAGCAAAUACUCAACGUUAGGUGACGGUUUAUUGAGGUUACACGUAUGGGUGUUAUAUUAUUUUGCUGCUUGCCACUUGCUGGAAUUGCGGUUCUGUCCUAAAUAAAAUACUCUUCAGACAAACAAA
Messenger RNA from Branchiostoma floridae (Florida lancelet), 5092 nucleotides. RefSeq lists its product as uncharacterized. Bases 63 to 2546 code for a protein of 827 amino acids. The record is from RefSeq and is a predicted model, not a curated record. The transcript has 12 exons. NCBI's taxonomy places the organism in Eukaryota, Metazoa, Chordata, Leptocardii, Amphioxiformes, Branchiostomatidae.